Galdieria sulphuraria is the source of this 710-nucleotide messenger RNA. RefSeq lists its product as uncharacterized. The transcript is spliced from 3 exons. The record is from RefSeq and is a predicted model, not a curated record. Lineage: Eukaryota; Rhodophyta; Bangiophyceae; Galdieriales; Galdieriaceae. Bases 59 to 544 code for a protein of 161 amino acids.
GAAUACUUUCAUUUUGUGUGUCCAAUGACUAGAAUUGAGACUAUGUCAACUGUUGGUUAUGGAAGAAGAAGCAAAUAAUUGGAACAAAAGUUACAAGAAACAUUUUUAUUUCUUGUCAAGUGUUUUUAUAUUGUUGUCGUUUUUGUUGGGUUGGCCUAUUGUAGUGAUAGUGUUGAGUAGUUUGAAAAUUCAACAAGGCUUGUAUUGUGAUGAACACUUGGCAAGAUUUGUUAUAGUUUCUGCUGGACUUUGGUUAUUAUUGGGGUUAUACUCUUUGGUUAUUUUUGUGUUGAUUUGGAUAUGGGGAGACGUUCCACACUCUGGUAUAUUUAGUAGUGUAGGAUUUCUGCUUCUGCUAUUCAACUUUGGUUAUUGGAUAUAUCUUCAAGUACGGUUUUUUGAAAGUGCUGGUCCUGGUGCAUUUUGUCCCAACAGUUGUAGUUGUCAAGGUUAUCCACAACAUACUCGAUGUUGUGAUUCAGUUUCAUAUGGAUUGACUUUGGCUAUGAUUGUUAUUAUGUACGUUUGUGCACUCAUGUUGUAAGUGAUUGUAUCUUGUAUUGGAAAAUGUUGUUGUCCAUGUCUCUAUUAGGUUUUGUUAUCCUUGUUGGGUUUCAUUGGUUUGGUCUCGAAGAACGAGGAGAGGUUUGGGUAGAUUGAGUCAUUGGAUAGGAAGUGCUUCUGAUUCUGUCACAUAUGUGGGUUCAGUU